This is a messenger RNA of Strongylus vulgaris, 101 nucleotides long. The record is from the annotation of a GenBank genome assembly. Lineage: Eukaryota; Metazoa; Nematoda; Chromadorea; Rhabditida; Strongylidae.
AUGACUGAAUUAGAUCAGGCUGAGCUUGAUCUACUAGGAGAAGGUCCGGCUGCUACUGAUGGGGACCAUUUGGAUGAGCACGCUCUUCUUGACCAGUGAGU